Messenger RNA from Anopheles bellator, 2354 nucleotides. Its product is annotated as transmembrane protein 181. Lineage: Eukaryota; Metazoa; Arthropoda; Insecta; Diptera; Culicidae. Gene Ontology annotation, molecular function: toxic substance binding. The transcript has 5 exons. The record is from RefSeq and is a predicted model, not a curated record. Bases 311 to 1999 code for a protein of 562 amino acids.
ACCAUACCAGCUGGAAGUGUAUUAAAUAGUUCUACUGCAACUAUUGUGCUGGUGUUGUUAUGUCCAUCGUCAAUUGUGUUGGGAAUAACCGGCGUGCUUGGUCUCGGAACGAGCAGCUUUGGUCAACAGGGACCAAAUAAGAUGUAAAUAAAGUGGAGGUGCCUGUGACCGAAACGCCUUUCACCUGUGAACUGUACCGCACCCCUCAUAAACCAAAAGUCCAUCGAAUAGAAGUUCAACAUACGACCACUGUGUAACUACGCAAAAUAACUUCAAUACUGUACGGGGUGGCUUCUGGAACACCUUUACCAUGGCAACCACUGCACCGAAUGUUCCGGAAGACCCGUCGAAGAUCAGCUACUCGUACGCUACACCGAGCGGUAUUUGCGUGCGCUUCCGUCAAAGCCUGGCCCAGUUUAGCGAUUUGUUUAGUGAGUUCAACAAAUAUAUCGCGCCGGCCUACCAUCAUGACCGGUGCGAACGGUCUGUCCACAUGCGUCUCUACUCGAUGAACAAGCGCGAAUUUGCAACCGUGUUUUUGGCAUUUUUCGCGUGCUUCGGACUUGCCAUCUUCAUCGGGCUCGCAGGUCCACCGAUCACGGUGAUGACACAGGUGAAUGGUAAUGCGCUGCUGUCAAACGCGAGCGAUGAAGGUGGACCCGGUAGGAGCAGUACUGAUUUAAGCUAUCUUGCACGUGGCCCGUUCGUGAUACACACUCCGCUAAUGACGACCUACUCGCAACAAUUGUGGAUUAUUGCAAAGUUGACGACUGACAAUACGGACGACGAGAUGUUCGACAAACGGUUCCAUGUAAACGUGCAGAUUGCGGGUCUUUCGGCGGACCAUAAACCAAUGCCAGUGCGUGGAGCGGGCACAAAUGGCGCGGCUGUUCAGUUAAAGAACCGUACGCGACAUCUCAGCUGCAGCGAUCAGGACUGCGCCGAGUUCACUGUGUUGCACAUUGGAUUUCUGGACUACGCCCACUACAUCCUCACUGUGCGGUUCUACGGGCUGGAAGCGUUCCACCAGCGCUACACCAUUCACACCGUAGAGUUCUACCUUAAGUCGUAUAAUCCGGCCUUCACGCAGAUCGAGAUAUGGUUCCGGUUCAUAUUCGUCCUUUUUACGUUCAUUGUCAGCUGUUGGUUCGCGCACGCGUUACGUCGCUUUCCGCUAUGCGACUGGUCGAUUGAGCAGAAGUGGCUCUCAAUACUCCUUCCACUGCUGCUGCUCUUUAACAACCCCAUCUUUCCACUCAUCUUUAUCGCGAACAGUUGGUUUCCUGGGAUGACCAACGCGCUGAUGCAGGCCACCUUCCUGUGCGCCAUCCUGACGUUCUGGCUAUGCGUCUAUCAUGGGAUGCGGCAAAAUGAGCGCAAGUUUUUAAUCUUCUAUCUUCCGAAACUGAUUGUAGUUCUACCAAUCUGGCUCGGUGGAGUAGUACUUAGCAUCUGGGAAAAGUGCGACGAGUUGAACGAUCCCACUUACAGCCACUUCGAUGAUUCGGAAAACUACAAUGGUUUAAAGGUAUUCGUCUCAAUCGCCGGUGCCAUGUACUUGCUGUACUUGGGUCUGUUAAUUCUGAAAGCCUAUUCGGAACUACGCUCGAUGCCAUACUUUGAUAUGCGCCUGAAGUUUCUCACGCUGUUGAUGGUGAUUGUUCUGUCGAUCACACUGAUCGUAACGCUGCAGCAUUUCGGCUUCGACCCGUUGGAGGACAAUUUUACGGCGCAGUUGUCCACGACGUAUAAGAGUUCAGCUCAAUUUAUGUGUUUCUACGGAUUACUGAACUUUUACAUCUACGCUAUGGCUUACGCCUACGCACCCAGUGUCCCGUUUGCCUUUGUACUUCUCGCAGAGCCCACAAUCGCCAAGGAUAAUCCCACGUUCUCGAUGACCAACGAUUCGGACGAGGAGGUAAUGUACGGGUCCGAUGAGGAAAGCCGCCGACCAUUGAACGCAACUUGCCGAAAGGGCAACGAUUACGACAGUGACUAAACCUAUGUUGUAGAGUCAUCGGUGUGUUUUAGCCAUCCAUUUGUUUUAGCGGGUUGGUUUUGGUCAAACACGCCACUGCAACGGAAAGACACAUUAUUCAUUAGGUUAUCAGUGAGUGCGUUAGGCUGUGUCCAUAUGCCUGGGUGAAACAGAACUUUAACGUUUUUUGCUGAGAAUCGGUUCCGAAAAUUGUGUUUCCAGUGGGACCGGGACAGCAAAACGGACGAAUAGCGAACAUGGGUUUCUAAUUUCAUCAUUCCGGCUGAACUUACGAGAUAAACAAUACUCGCCGAAGCCACACCGUCGUUUAUGAUCCCGGAUUCGAUACUGCAGCUGUCAAUAAACUACACCUGUU